GGGGGCGCGCGCGGGUGUGAGCGUGUGUCCGUGUGCGAGUGUGUGUGCGCCGGGCGGGCGGGCACUGCAGCUUCUUCCUCCGUGGAGCGGAGAGCGAGAGAGAGCUAGAGCGAGCGAGAGAGCGGCGAAGGCAGGCAGAGGGGCGCGGGUGAGGCGGCGCAGCCAUCCCCGGGCCCGGCGCCGCGCCGCCACCAUGCUAAACAACCUGACGGACUGCGAGGACGGCGAUGGGGGAGCCAACCCUGGUGAUGGCAACCCCAAGGAGAGCAGCCCCUUCAUCAACAGCACCGACACAGAGAAGGGGAAGGAGUAUGAUGGCAAGAACAUGGCCCUGUUUGAGGAGGAGAUGGACACCAGCCCCAUGGUGUCCUCCCUGCUUAGUGGCCUGGCCAACUACACCAACCUGCCCCAGGGAAGUAGGGAGCAUGAAGAGGCAGAAAACAAUGAGGGUGGAAAAAAGAAGCCGGUACAGGCCCCCCGCAUGGGUACCUUCAUGGGCGUGUACCUACCGUGCCUGCAGAACAUCUUUGGUGUCAUCCUCUUCUUGCGACUCACUUGGGUGGUGGGCAUUGCAGGCAUCAUGGAGUCCUUCUGCAUGGUCUUCAUCUGCUGCUCCUGUACGAUGCUCACAGCCAUUUCCAUGAGCGCAAUUGCAACCAAUGGUGUUGUGCCGGCUGGCGGCUCCUACUACAUGAUUUCCAGGUCUCUGGGUCCAGAGUUUGGGGGCGCUGUGGGCCUCUGCUUCUACCUGGGCACUACGUUUGCUGGGGCCAUGUACAUCCUGGGCACCAUCGAAAUCCUGCUGGCUUACCUCUUCCCAGCUAUGGCCAUUUUUAAGGCAGAAGAUGCCAGCGGGGAGGCAGCAGCCCUGCUGAACAAUAUGCGUGUGUAUGGCACCUGUGUGCUCACCUGCAUGGCCACCGUGGUAUUCGUGGGCGUCAAGUAUGUCAACAAGUUUGCCCUUGUCUUCCUGGGUUGUGUCAUCCUCUCCAUCCUGGCCAUCUAUGCCGGGGUCAUCAAAUCUGCCUUUGACCCACCCAACUUCCCGAUCUGCCUCCUGGGGAACCGCACACUGUCUCGCCAUGGCUUUGAUGUCUGUGCCAAGCUGGCUUGGGAAGGAAAUGAGACAGUGACCACACAGCUCUGGGGCCUUUUCUGCUCCUCCCGAUUCCUCAACGCCACCUGUGAUGAGUACUUCACCCGAAACAAUGUCACAGAGAUCCAGGGCAUUCCUGGUGCUGCCAGUGGCCUCAUCAAAGAGAACCUCUGGAGCUCCUACCUGACCAAGGGGGUGAUUGUGGAAAGGCGUGGGAUGCCCUCGGUGGGCCUGGCAGAUGGUACCCCUGUCGACAUGGACCAUCCCUAUGUCUUCAGCGAUAUGACCUCCUACUUCACCCUGCUGGUUGGCAUCUACUUCCCCUCAGUCACAGGGAUCAUGGCUGGUUCUAACCGCUCUGGGGACCUGCGGGAUGCCCAGAAGUCAAUUCCCACUGGCACCAUCCUGGCCAUCGCCACCACCUCCGCUGUCUACAUCAGCUCCGUUGUUCUGUUUGGGGCCUGCAUCGAGGGGGUCGUCCUUCGGGACAAGUUUGGCGAAGCUGUGAAUGGCAACCUGGUGGUGGGCACCCUGGCCUGGCCGUCCCCCUGGGUUAUUGUCAUCGGAUCCUUCUUCUCCACCUGCGGGGCUGGGCUGCAGAGCCUCACGGGGGCUCCACGCCUGCUGCAGGCCAUCUCCCGCGAUGGCAUAGUGCCCUUCCUGCAGGUUUUCGGCCACGGCAAAGCCAACGGAGAACCAACGUGGGCCUUGCUCCUCACCGCCUGCAUCUGCGAGAUUGGCAUCCUCAUUGCAUCCCUGGACGAGGUCGCCCCCAUCCUCUCUAUGUUCUUUCUGAUGUGCUACAUGUUUGUGAACCUGGCCUGUGCGGUACAGACACUGCUGAGGACGCCCAACUGGCGGCCACGCUUUCGCUAUUACCACUGGACACUCUCGUUCCUGGGCAUGAGCCUCUGCCUGGCCCUCAUGUUCAUCUGCUCCUGGUAUUAUGCCUUGGUGGCCAUGCUCAUUGCGGGGCUCAUCUACAAGUAUAUCGAGUACCGUGGGGCGGAGAAGGAGUGGGGCGAUGGGAUCCGAGGCCUGUCUCUCAGUGCUGCUCGCUACGCCCUGUUACGCCUAGAGGAAGGGCCCCCGCACACCAAGAACUGGAGGCCACAGCUGCUGGUGCUGGUGCGUGUGGACCAAGACCAGAACGUGGUGCAUCCACAGCUGCUCUCGCUGACCUCCCAGCUCAAGGCAGGGAAGGGCCUGACCAUUGUGGGCUCUGUCCUUGAGGGCACCUUUCUGGACAACCAUCCCCAGGCCCAGCGGGCGGAGGAGUCCAUCCGGCGCCUGAUGGAGGCAGAGAAGGUGAAGGGCUUCUGCCAGGUAGUGAUCUCCUCCAACCUGCGAGAUGGCGUGUCCCAUCUGAUUCAGUCCGGGGGCCUCGGGGGGCUGCAGCACAACACCGUGCUCGUUGGCUGGCCCCGAAACUGGCGGCAGAAGGAAGAUCAUCAGACGUGGAGGAACUUCAUUGAGCUGGUCCGGGAAACCACGGCCGGUCACCUGGCCCUGCUGGUCACCAAGAACGUUUCCAUGUUUCCUGGUAACCCGGAGCGCUUCUCGGAGGGCAGCAUCGACGUCUGGUGGAUUGUGCACGACGGGGGCAUGCUCAUGCUGCUGCCCUUCCUGCUGCGGCACCACAAGGUUUGGCGGAAGUGCAAGAUGCGAAUCUUCACUGUGGCCCAGAUGGACGACAAUAGCAUCCAGAUGAAGAAGGAUUUGACCACAUUUCUGUACCAUUUACGUAUCACCGCGGAGGUCGAGGUGGUGGAGAUGCAUGAGAGCGACAUCUCGGCUUAUACCUACGAGAAGACGUUGGUGAUGGAGCAGCGUUCCCAGAUCCUCAAGCAGAUGCAUUUAACCAAGAAUGAGCGGGAGCGGGAGAUCCAGAGUAUCACAGAUGAGUCUCGGGGCUCAAUCCGGAGAAAGAAUCCAGCCAACACUCGGCUCCGCCUCAACGUCCCAGAAGAGACAGCUGGUGACAGCGAGGAGAAGCCGGAAGAGGAGGUGCAGCUGAUCCAUGACCAGAGUGCUCCCAGCUGCCCCAGCAGCUCACCGUCCCCGGGGGAGGAGCCCGAACGGGAGGGCGAGGCAGAUCCAGAGAAAGUGCAUCUCACCUGGACCAAGGACAAAUCUGUGGCAGAGAAGAACAAGGGCCCCAGUCCUGUCUCCUCAGAGGGCAUCAAGGACUUCUUCAGCAUGAAGCCGGAGUGGGAGAACUUGAACCAGUCCAACGUGCGGCGCAUGCACACCGCUGUGCGGCUGAACGAGGUCAUCGUCAAGAAAUCCCGGGACGCCAAGCUUGUUUUGCUCAACAUGCCUGGGCCUCCCCGCAACCGCAACGGUGACGAAAAUUACAUGGAGUUCCUCGAGGUCCUCACCGAGCACCUGGACCGGGUGAUGCUGGUCCGCGGCGGCGGCCGCGAGGUCAUCACCAUCUACUCCUGAGAGCCAGGACCUGCCACCCGGGCCCGAGCGCGUCCGGCCCGCGCGGCCCCGGAGCCCUCGCCGCGCCCCCCGCCGCUGUCACCGUUUACAUACAGACCCUGUGCCCGCGCCCUGGCCCCCUUCCCCGCUGCCUGAAGCCCGGAGGCCACGUCGGUCGGGGCUGACUCUGAGAGGACCGCCCCGCGCGGAGACCAGAGCCCCGAGCGCCCCGUUGGCGCGUCGCCCUGUCGGCCCCGGCUGCCCUUUUUCUAAGCCCGGCCUCGCCCCGCCGGAGGAGACGCUGCAAUAAAGGUCGGAGGAGGCGCAGAGAGGAGCGGAGCUGGGGCUUUGAGGACGCCCGGUAGUCCGCGCGGCCCUCUCCCUCUCUUCCCGCGCCCCGCCCCGUCCUCGCUCUGCACCCGUCCCCCGGCGGCCCGGAGGGCGCGGGGUGGGGAGGCUGCGCUCCGCCGUCUACGUCACUUGUCCUCGCGCGGCCGCAGGCGCCGGCCGGCCGAGCCUAUACAUAGUGUACAGGAGACAUCGCGUGUAUUUUUAACGUCCCCAUAUUUCUGUGACUAGAAGCGCAACGGACUUCUCGCCACUGUCGAGCUCUCCCGCUGGGGGCGCCCAGGGAAGGCGGAGGCCUCGGGAGGCUGGGUUUUCCUUGACGUCCGAGAGUUUGAGAGCAAAAGUGCUUUAGGCCCAGGCGGGAGUCGUGGUCCCUCGACACCCCCUCGACGUCUCCUCACCCUUUCCGCGCGCCCUUGGCUUCCGACCCUUCCCUCUAGUUCUUCUCGGAGACGAAGUGAGACAAGUGUCCAGCUUUUCCUGGAUUCGCCUCCCAGCGGAGUGAGCUUCCACUGUGGCUGCAGAGGCGGGCGCAGCCUCUUCUCAUCGGCUCUUAUGCAAGCUGGGGCCACGA
This is a messenger RNA of Balaenoptera acutorostrata (minke whale), 4445 nucleotides long. It is a transcript of the gene SLC12A5, whose product is annotated as solute carrier family 12 member 5. NCBI's taxonomy places the organism in Eukaryota, Metazoa, Chordata, Mammalia, Artiodactyla, Balaenopteridae. The transcript is spliced from 26 exons. Gene Ontology annotation, molecular function: potassium:chloride symporter activity. The coding region runs from base 194 to 3544 and encodes 1116 amino acids. Gene Ontology annotation, cellular component: membrane. Gene Ontology annotation, biological process: potassium ion import across plasma membrane; chemical synaptic transmission; chloride ion homeostasis. The record is from RefSeq and is a predicted model, not a curated record.